Tremella mesenterica DSM 1558 is the source of this 2874-nucleotide messenger RNA. RefSeq lists its product as uncharacterized. The record is from RefSeq and is a predicted model, not a curated record. Gene Ontology annotation, cellular component: RZZ complex. The coding region runs from base 1 to 2874 and encodes 957 amino acids. The transcript is spliced from 9 exons. Lineage: Eukaryota; Fungi; Basidiomycota; Tremellomycetes; Tremellales; Tremellaceae. Gene Ontology annotation, biological process: mitotic spindle assembly checkpoint signaling; endoplasmic reticulum to Golgi vesicle-mediated transport.
AUGUUCCCAAUACCUUCUCAUCUCCCACGAACAGGUGGUGAUCAUCUCGCUUCUACCUCCCCCCCUCCGUCUCCACCCCCAGACCCAGUGCUCGACAUCUUUCAACCUCUCUUCUCCCAACCUGGACCCUCUAAACCUCCUAGAUGGUCGGUCGAGCAAGUCCGAGCAGUCAGAGAGAACCUGGAAGCCGCCAUCACCUCCAACAAGGCUAAAGGUCAUGAGCUUCUUAUUACCAACUAUCCCAGUGUCUCUACGCAUAUACGAAUAGGAGAACAAAUACAGAUUGAUUCUUCACAUCUAUCCUCAGCUGUCCACAAGCUAGAGCAGGAGUUGGAUGAGACAGAUCUCAAAGCUUCAUUCUUACCGCCCCUCCUGAAGACAUUGUCAAGACAUGCGUCCGCACUACAGGGUCAUAAAGAGGCGGAAUCGUAUCUGACAGGGCUUCGCUCAAUUGUUAGAUACAAAGAGAGGUUGGAAAAGUUGGAACGAGCCAUUUGGACUGGAUGCGGGGUGGAUGAUUGGGUAUUGGAUGAUUUGGCAGAAGAACAGGGACCUUCUCAAAAAGAACAGGAGACGGAGAGGAAUGAUUCAAUUCUAUAUGGUAGCAAGAUUCUUUCGCUGGCAGAGGCGAGGGUAAAGGCUCUGAAAGCUACUCUGACGGAACAAAUCAUCGAUGCUCUAACUCGAGCCGUAGCUUUUUCACAGCCAAUCGAGAAACAGCAUCAGACAAUUCUGACCGUACAAGAGCGGUUUAGUCUUCAGAUACCCAAAGGAUCUCGACCCUCUCAUGUCGGUUCCCCGAGAGACAUACCGUUGUACCCCUUGCUUCCUCUAUAUCACACCCUCUCACGCUUAGGGGAUAUCAACACCUUCCUCCGUCCUCUUUUACUUCGAUUACAAAAGGAUGUCAUAUCGCCGCUCCUUGAAUCCCAUCCUCAGCACAGGGUGGAGUAUAGUAGGAAAGACACGAUAUUUAUCCUCCGUAUUGAAGUCUCAGAAACGACACGAACUCCCGCAACUAUCUUAUCAGAUAUCUCAACGAUACUGAACCUCGUCACGGAUCACAUCCUUCCUCCAUCUCUUGAUUUACCUCAGCGAGAAACAUUUCUCUCGGAACUUCACUCUUUUACCUUUGAACAGAUCCUCAAUCAACUCCUUCUUCCAAAUAUGCCAUCUGACAUUUCUUCCAUCCCUCCCUGGUUAGAUACUAUCCGAGAGGCUGUCGAUUUUGAACAAUCUAUAUCAGUCAGCUCCACAAACCUAGUUAUUCGUCAUUUCAUGGAUUCUGAAGCUGGUCAUGCUUGGGCCAUCCAGAGACGAAGAUCAAUUGAGGAGGAGACAAGAUAUUUGAUUCUGUCCGGUUGGGGAGGUUGGGAGGGAAAAGAGGUGGAAAGAGAGAGGGAAAUCACUGUCAUGGUCGAAGUGGAAGUGGAGGAUGUUGAUAAUGGACCACCGCUAGAAUCGACCAACGGCUUACCAGUUGUCCCUCAGACCCCCACGGACGCCCGUAAACCGAGUAUGGGUAUAGAAAUGGAAGAAGGGUGGGGGUUUGAUGACGAUACAUCCAUGGGAGGUGGAGCCUCAUCUCUGCCUAUUCCCUCGGUAGAUACGACAGUGGAAGAAGAUGGCUGGGCAUUCGAAGAACCUACACUUACACCUACUCCUCCUCCGAAAUGUAUCAAGCCGGCACGAGAAGCAAAGCGACUAGGGAAGAAAGUGGCAAAAGCCAAAGCACACGACGAAGAGUCAUUCACAUCCGAGGCCGAAUCUUCAAAAGGAAAUGAUAACGUAGGCUCUGGUUUUACAUCGAGGAAGAAUGGGAAGACUCCCCGUGUUGCGGGUCAAGUGGACGACUGGGGAGCCUGGGGUGAAGAAACUCAACCGAACAUCGAAAACACUACUUCAGCGGUAAAACCACGCAAAACCCACAUGGAACUGAAAGAAGAGAAGAAGAUUGUCAAAGAGGUCUAUCUGGUCUCAAAAGCAUGCGAUACGCUCGUAGCUUUAGCGGAGAAAGCUUUACAAGAAGCUCAAGACAUACAUUCCUCAUCACUGACCUCACCAUCUUUCAUAGCUGCUCCCGAUAUUGUAAGACAAGCAGCGGGAGAUGUGUUCGACAUUUACAGAGCUAUCUUACCUGUCGUCUUUACUUCUCAACUUCGAGAUGUACCUAGCAUCGCAAUGCAGGUAUAUAACGAUUGUCUUCAUCUAUCUUCUAUACUUCCGUCCUUGUUUUCGACACAUUCAUGGGAAGAAGGGAAAGAUAUAGCUGAGCGACUUAAGUUGACAGGUGAAAAAGUGUUUGAAGAUCAAUUACAGAUCCAACGGAUUUCUCUAUUCAGUUUGUUAGAUGAAUUACGAGGGUUCGAGGAUAUUUCGAAUGACGUGGCGUAUAGAAAGUGUGGGAAAAUGAUCGGACAGGUCAAACAUAAUCUUGAAAGUUUAGCCAAGGUACUCAAGCCAAUGUUAUCUACGCCCACUUGGUCACUCAUCAUGGGUUAUUUGAUCGACUGCGUAGUGGAAAGAAUAUCAACAGAAGUAUUGGAAUUAAGAGAUAUACCGGAGAUAGAGUCGGAAAGGAUCAACGAAUUAUGUAAGAGUUUACAUGAUCUAGAAGAGGUAUUUGUGAUUUCACAAGGAGAGCCAUCCAGUAUAGUAGCUCAAGUUCCUCAUUGGCUAAAAUUCUGUUAUCUUUCCGAACUUCUGCAAGCAAAUUUAGUAGACAUUACUUAUCUGUUCGAAACUGGAGCUUUGGUAGAUUUUUCAACGCAAGAGUUGGUGGGUAUCAUUCGCGCAUUAUUUGCCGAUAGUGAAAAACGAGAUGCGGCUAUUGAAAAGGUUGAGCGGGGUGGGAUUGGGUCUAUAGGAAUAUGA